Neocloeon triangulifer is the source of this 15325-nucleotide messenger RNA. RefSeq names its product histone-lysine N-methyltransferase 2C-like. The transcript is spliced from 45 exons. Gene Ontology annotation, cellular component: nucleus; MLL3/4 complex. Gene Ontology annotation, molecular function: histone H3K4 methyltransferase activity; histone binding; transcription coactivator activity. The record is from RefSeq and is a predicted model, not a curated record. Bases 163 to 14922 code for a protein of 4919 amino acids. NCBI's taxonomy places the organism in Eukaryota, Metazoa, Arthropoda, Insecta, Ephemeroptera, Baetidae. Gene Ontology annotation, biological process: positive regulation of transcription by RNA polymerase II.
UCACGCGAGUCCUUCCCACUGACUGGCGUCGGCCAUUGUCCUGAAACAGCGGGGACGAAGGAAAUUUUCAAUUUUCCGCGAAAAUCAUGACCGCCUAGCGCGCAAACCGUGUAAAUAGUAUGUCAUCGGCCCGAUUUUGACCGAAAUUCCGACCAAUUAAGAAUGGAAUCUGAAAGCCAGAAAGGCGACGAAGAUGACGAAUUGAUGGAAAUGGGAAGCGGCGACGAGGCCUCCGAAGCCUCAGAAGCCUCUGACAUUGAGAAUGAGUUGGAUGAAGAACUCGAGGACGAGGAGGAUGAAGAAGACAUCGACGAAGAGCAGGACUUGCUUGAGGAGGAAGCAAUCCACGGCCUCACCCAUCGCAGGAGUGACGAGACGCCUUUGACCAAAGAGACGCAGCUCAUGCAGGCGCCUUCCUCCAGCCAAGAUUCGGUUGUAGUUAGAAGUGAGUCUCAGAGUCUGACUCUUUUUCGAGGGGCCCACCCUGGAAUUACAAUUCGAAGAGGACCAGGACGACCAAGAAAGGGCCAACUUACCAUAUCUUUGCUGCAGAAGAGUGCGAUGCAAAAGUGGACUGUUGGCAGUCUACAUGCCUCAAAAUCGAAUGGUGGCAAAAGUCCCUACGGCCCAAAAAAGAAACGGGAUUACCUCGAAGGCCUGUCUGCAGUUCAUGAACUGGCAGGCGUGUCACCAUCUCCACCCCAUGAGCUUCUCAGUCAAUCUAAUUAUGGCUCAAUGGAGGAUAUGGAUUCCGAGCAGUCUGGCCAAAUCGUUGAAAAAUGCACCACUCCUGAAGAUCUCUUUCCUGUGAUUCCGGACAAAUGGCCGGGAAAAGUAUGUGCAUUGUGUGCACUCGGGGAGAAGAGUACCCUCGGGCAGGGUGAGCUGCUUCAAGUCACGACCUCUCCCACAUUUGACGUGGAAAACGCCAAGAUAAAGUCUCCACAACCUGAGGAAAGCGACCAACUGGCCAACGGUGAAAAGAGUCCUGCCUUGGUUUCGCCAGCAACAACCCCGACCACCACCUCGCCUGCCAUUUCGCAGCGGCGUCAAAUGAAAUUUAACCGAAACUCGUCCACGUCCGGGACAAGUGAAAUGCUGGACGAACUGUCGAUGGUCGGCUAUGGAGAAGAGCCACUUGUGUCCUCCAUUUUCGAGCAGUCCGGCCACUUCUUCAUCCACGAGGCGUGUGCCAAGUGGUGUCCCAAAGUCACUGUUGACAAUAAUGGCAGAGUGCAUGGGGCCGAGAACGCCAUCCUUGAGGCGCUGAGCAGAAAAUGCGCCCACUGCAUGCAUCUUGGUGCCGCCCUGGCCUGCAAGGCUGACGGAUGCUCGAAGUAUUUCCAUCUGCCCUGUGCUGCUGCUUCAGGAUGCUUCCAGGACUGCUCAAAGACUGUGACGGUGUGUUCGAUGCAUUUGCACUUGGUGCCGCUCAAUUUUGCCGGCGACGUGACUUGCGGUAUGUGCUGCAACCUGGGAAACAUCCACAACCUGAUAAUGUGCUCUCGGUGCGGCAAGCACUUCCACGGCUCAUGCUACGGGAUGGCAUCGUCACCAAACGUGCGCGCCGGCUGGCAGUGCACCAGUUGCCGGCACUGCCAGACCUGCCGGGUUCCUUCGGAGCGCAGCAAGUUCUUGAUAUGCGACCACUGCGACAAGGCGUACCACCCGCAGUGCCUGCGGCCACUCGUCGGCCAAAUCCCAAAACUUGGAUGGAAGUGCAAGAGCUGCAGAAUCUGCACCGACUGCGGCUCGCGGACGCCCGGUGCCGGACAGUCUUCUCGUUGGCAUAACCACUUCACAGUUUGCGACUCUUGCUAUCAACAGCGCAACAAGGGCCAAGCGUGUCCUGUGUGCCGUCGCGCCUACCGCCACACUGCCCACAAGGAAAUGGUCCAAUGCACCAGUUGCAGAAAGUAUGUUCAUGGCGCGUGCGACCCUGACGCCGAGCUGGCCACCUACCAGGCUAAAAAGGCCGUCACUCCGGAGUAUGUUUAUGUCUGCAUUGUGUGCAAACAGUACUCCAGCAACAGGCCUGGCUCUGUUUUCAAAAGAGGCAGCAUUGACGAGAUGGACUUUUCGCAGGAGUCGUACCUUUUUGGGGACGACUCACUCUCUGGCAUGGAUCUUGACAGCUUUGAAAAGGAGGGCGAUGAAGGCCCGAGGAACAUACCCGGUUUUGGUCUUGGCAGGGGAAAGCCGUUGGCUGCUGUUAAGAUGAUGAAACGCCGCAUGCCCUUUGGCAACACAGGCUUUGGCAACCGGCCCAAGGGCAAACUGGGCCUGAAAAAGGUCAAGGGCAUGACUGAAUUUCCUAGAAAGCGGGGGCCCAAAGGCAAGAUGCAGGGCGUUUUCGGCGUUCCCGGCGUUGGUCUAUCAAAGCCGACUGGUGACUCUGGCCGCGAUUCAAAAAACUCGGACGACGAACCUGGCAGCGAGAACCGGCUUGUACUUUGCUCGGCCAAAGACAAGUUUGUGUUAAACCAGGACGUGUGUGUCAUGUGCGGCGCCCUGGGCUCCGACCAAGAGGGCUGCCUGAUUGCCUGUGCCCAAUGCGGCCAGUGCUACCAUCCCUAUUGUGUGACCACCAAGGUCAACAAGGUUAUUCUACAGAAGGGCUGGCGCUGCUUGGACUGCAUUGUGUGUGAGGGUUGUGGACAGCGGAACGAUGAGCCCAGGCUCAUCCUCUGUGACGACUGCGACAUAUCCUACCACAUAUACUGCAUGAACCCGCCUUUGGACUUUGUCCCCAAGGGCAAUUGGAAGUGCAAAUGGUGCGCUCAGUGCCAAACAUGCGGGACAAGCGAUCCAGGCUUCAACUGCACUUGGAUGAACAGUUUUAGUGAGUGUGGACCAUGUGCGUCCCUCCAAGUGUGCCCUGCUUGCAACGAAGAGUACUCUGAAGGCCAGAUGAUCAUCCAGUGCUUCCAGUGUGAAAGAUGGUUGCAUGGGACCUGUGAUCAAAUCAGAACUGAAGAAGAGGCCGAGAAGUGUUCUGCCGACGGGUACAACUGUGUGAUGUGCAGACCUAGGGAUGUUCCUCCUCCACAUCUCAUUCCAGUGCCAGUAGCACCAAAGCCACCCACACCGUGCAAAAGCCCAGUUCAUGCGGGGUUCAAGAAACUAGACGCUUCCCGACAGGGGAGAGCAAAUAGUAGUAAAAAAGUUCCAAAGAUCAGCUCCAACGCCAACUACUUUGUGGAUGGCAUAUGCUUGUCUGAGUUUGGCCAUCAGCAAAUAAGAUCCCUCACUUUAGAACAGCCGAAGAAAAAGAGAGCAAACGCUAAGGGUGGUGUUGGCAAGGGGCUUGAUGCCGAGGCAGGCAUACUUGCCACAAUAGAGUCUGUUGUUUCUGGAGGGAAAAUGGAAGGUAUGAUGCCUGGUAACCAGGUCGCACCCCGAGAUGGAGCACUCGUACAACUUUUGCCGGAUGGACGCCCUCCAGAGCCACCUGAGGGUUUCCAGAUUUGCACUAAUGAAAGUGGAGCCAUGGUUUGGAGGCGCAAGAGAACAAGAAAUUUAAAUAAACUUGGCAUUGGAGGUUUUUCUGUGCGGACAAGAAUUUUGAAACCAAAGGACGAUGAAAGCUUUGCUGACAACUUGCCUGGAAGUGGAUUUGGUCCUUCACUGGAAUUAAAUCUUUCAAUAACUCCUCAAGUCUCCAUGGUUGCAUCGGCACUUCUAACCCCUACCACUCCUACUGGUGAAGAGAAACCAAAACGAAAGCCAAAUAGGAAGCGGCCAAAGAAUAAGCUCAUGGAAAACUAUCCUAUUUACUUACAAGAUGCGUUUUUCGGCCGAUUUUUGUUAGAGGGUAAAGAGCAAAGCCUUAAAGGUAUUGGAGACUCUGACGAAGAGAAAGUUACUCCUGCCCCUGCUACAGCUGGUAUCCAGCUUUCUCAGGAGGAGCUCAAAGUGAUGGAAGCCAUUAAGGCCAAAAAACUCAGGGAAAUGGCCUUGGCUGCUCAAGCAAAGCAACAAAGUGAACAGACGCAAGUUGCCGCUAACACAUCCGCUGCUGCUAAUAGCAAAGCCCACAAAGCUGCGGAGGAAGAGGCUGAUGCCGAUGAUGAAGAAGAAGCUCUUAAAGACAUUCUUCCAAUGAAUCUGCUCGAGGGAGAAGACUUGGUCGAUAUGGAUAACCUCAUGGCUGACGAUGUUGACAUUACUAAAACAAACCUUGAUGAAAUGGGUGGAGACUCAAACCUAGCUGAUGAAUCGGAACUGAAUGAUUCACUGUCAUUGACAGAAACAAAUGGCGCAGGCUCGGAGACCGCAGAAAACAAAGAUGAGCUUACUGACAUUUUGAGUCCUCACUUCAACCUUGAGUCUAUGGUCAGAGAUUCAGGUCUACCGAACAUGGACAGCAAAGACGUAGAAGAAAUUUUCAAAGGGGUGCUCACAGACGAAAGUCAAGAGUCACAGGAGUCAUCAGCCUUCCCUAUCAACACGAUGCCUAUGGGACCAGCUCCGAACCAGCGUGGCUUGGUUUCCCCAUCACAACCUGCACCACCAACACCAACAUUGCCUACUGCUGGUCCGAUGCCAAGAGCCCAGCCUGUUGCUAUGGGUCAGCAGCAAAAUCUUGCUUCACCCAUGGGCUUCCCUCCUGCGUCACCGUACCACUCGGAAUACAGCAACAGCCCUCAAUUCAGCCCUGCCUUUUCGGAGCCACCUUCGCCUUGGUGCCAAGCGCCCACUCCAGACCAAAGUGGCCAAGAAGGAUCCACUUCAUCUCAAGAGGCACCAACCUCUUACAACCAGAGGGCCUCCAUUAAGAUGGAGCAGGAUGAGCUGUUGGGAAGUGGUGCAACCAUGGCAGCUGUUUUGUAUGCCAACAUGAACCAUCCUGAAUGGAAAAUGGAAUUCCCAACUUGGACUGAGCGCUGCAAGCAGAUAAUUAAAAAGUGGAGGACGCUGCAGGCAGACACAAAGGCCCCAUAUUUGCAGAAUGCUAGAGAGAACAGGGCAACACAAAGGAUGAAGAAAUCGCAACAGAUGCCGAGCGCCAGUUCGCCCGUUGUGAAGCAAGAGGCUGGCGUGGCGGCGGCGGGUCGCGGCCCGGGCGUCGCCGCCUCCGGUGCGGCCGCAGCUGCCGCCUCAGUGGCCUCCUCCACGGUAGUACCCUCUGUGACACCCCCAUUACUGAAGAAACCCAGUAUGACCAGUACCAACACCACCACCACCAGUUUGACCACCGCUAGCACUGCUCUGAUGAAAUCGGCCACUAUUCUCACACCUCCACCGCAAACCACCACUCCUACUAGUAGCACCACCGCCGACUUAGAGGAUCAGGAUAAGAUCAUUGCUCAGCAAAAGAAUACAAGGGAGGCGCUUGAGGAGCGUAAAUGGAAACAGCAGCAGGCGCUCCGCCAGCAACAACAGCAAAUGCAGCAACUCAUCCAUGAGCAGAGAGCGCAAGGUAUGGGCAUGCCAAGAAUGCACCGCCCGAUGGAUGCUCAGGGAAUGCUGAACUUGCCGCCGCCACCACCGCCAGUUUUCCUCCCUGAUGGUACUCAAGCAGCUGCUCCUGUCACCUCCCAGCUCCAUGUUGCUACUGGACAAGACCCUUCAACCUCCCCAAUGGCAUCACCGUCUCCUGGAGCAAGACCUCAGUUUACGCAGCCCAUGAAGAUUGGCAUGCCUCGUGCGAUGGCUCCUCCAAGUCCUGGUGGGCCUUUUGCUCCCCCACCUUCGCCCAGGCCUAUGCAGGUGUCCCCUAGAGCUGACCAGUUCAACAGGAUAUCCUUCCCUCAGGGCCAAGAUGUGUUCUCUCCUCCUCCAACUCCAAAUCAGCAAUCACAGGAGGAUUUCGGCAACCAGGAGUUCCAGCAGCAAAGUGCUGAUCCCUAUGCUCAGCCACCUUUGACUCCAAGACCACAGCCCCCGAAGCAACCGACAACUCCUACUCAGGGCAAGCCCACCUUUCAAUCACCAAGACCUGUUGAUCCAUAUGCUCAACCACCAGGUACACCAAGGCCACAGCCGCAACAAACGUUCAUUCCGCCAGCUGCUCCUCCUCCGCAGCAGAGACAAACUUUUGCCACUCCUCGUCCAGUUGACCCAUAUUCACAGCCUCCAGGCACUCCUCGGCCUGUUGAUCCAUACGCUCAACCUCCAGGUACUCCACGUCCAGGCCCUGAUGAGUCAAGUGGAUUCCAAAUGAACCAGCCAAGUCCUGACAUCAAUCGCCAACUGCGAGAUCUCCUCCAGAGGCAGCAGUUUAAGAAACUCGAGGACGAGCAACUUGUACCAGGCCAAAGCAACAGAAUUUGGCCGCAAGAACAGAGAAAUGACAUUCAGCAAACUCAAUCUCAGCAGCAGCAGCAGCAAUUUGACAAUCAAGGACAGCAGCAGGUUCAGGAGCAAGAAAUGGCCAACAGGGUCCAAGGUGACAACACAUUCCGACACCCUCUACCUCCGGGCAUGCGACCAAGAUUGCAAGGGCCGCAACAGAUGCUCAUUAGAGGACCCCAAGGGCAAAUUAUUCGUCAGUCAAUUCCUAACAUGGACCCUCGAAUGCGUCUGCUUAUUCAGCAGCAACAGCAGCAGCAGAGAGUCAUGGUGCAAAACCAGGGUGGAAAUAUGCAGCAGCAACAGCAAAUGUUCAACCAGGGAGCAAAUGUUCAGCAGCAACCGCAACAACAGUUUGUGCAGAACAUGCCUCAGCAGCGAAUGCAAGGGCCCAGAAUGGAGUCGUAUGAGCACAUGGUCCAACAGAGGCCUCAGUUGCCAUUCCAACAGCAAGAAGCAAGCGGACAGAUGAUGCAGCAACAGCCACGUCAAAUUUUGAGGCAAAUGUCCAAUAUUGAAACAGUUGCACCUAAUUCAGUUGCACCUGGUAUGGUUCCUGGGCCUAGAUUGAUCAGAACCAUGAGUGGUCCUCCUGUGAUGGGAGAGCAACAGGCUAUGAACCAACAACAAAGAAUGCCAGCUCCUGUUAUGCCAAUGGAACAACAGCAGCAGCAGCAACAACAUCAACAGCAGCAGCAACAACAACAGUUACCUAGCAUGACGGCUUCCACUGCUCCUUCGGCUCCAACACCUUCCACUCCUGCUGCAAACACUGAAGUAUCCACUCAGGAAAUACCAGAGAGUGUUGCUGAAGAACUUGAAAAACUUGAGCAAGAAACAGGAAUUGAGAGCGUCAGUAAUUUGCUGGAACUGGGAGAUGAUGACGAUGAAUUGCUUGGGCUUGGUGCCGACUUCAACAUAUUGCUUUACGCAGACCCUGAUCUGGACGCAGCACCUGGUGGGGCAAAGACUAACAUAUUGGACUUUGUCCAUGAAGAGCAAAAUGAGGAAAAGAAAGAGGGUGCUCCUAGAAAUCAGAACCAAAACCAAGAAAGGCCUACGGAAGGCGCAGGAACGUCCUUGCAACCACAGUCUAGUGUUGCUGCUCCUCCAGUGGCUCCUCAGCCUCCCAUGCAGCAGCAGCAGGUGCCUCCUAAUGUUACCAUGAGACCUCAAAUGCAAGGAAAACCGUUCCAACAAGCAUUCCAAGGUCAGCAGCCACAGCAGGGAAUGAUGAGACCCCAAGUGCAAGGUGUCCAGCAAAGAAUGAUCCAUCCGCAACAAGCAAUGGCUGGAAAGCCUCGUUUAAUGCAGCCAAUGGGUCCUGCUUCCCAAAUGCUGCAAAAUGUGGGUCAGUCUCGAAUAAUUGCUGGUCAGCCAGGCUCGGCACCGCCAAAUACCACCCUCGCCCCUCCUCCUCCAUACCCUGGACCUCCACCACCAUAUCCGGGCGCAGCUCAGCUGGCGGUUGGUGGGCCCCAACUUGCCACUAACCAUCUUCAUCAGCAACACAUGGCUGCUGGUCUUCAUCCAUUAGGGCCCCACAUUCGAAAUCCUCUUGCUCCCACUAACCUCAGCCAUAUCCCUCUGCAGCAGCAGCCACAGCCUCAGCAGCAGAAUAUGCACAGUAUGCAACAGCAACAGCGCAGGCCUCUGCUCUUGCAGUCUACAUUGCAGGAACAGCCUUUGCUGCUGGAAGACUUGCUGGAGCAGGAAAAACGAGAGCAGGAGCGGCAGCAGGCGGCUCAAGCCCUGCAAGAUCCAAAUGCCGCCCCUGCACCUGCCCAGCCUGAAACCAAUCCUCAAGCUCUUUUGAGCGACAUGGACUUUGAACGGCUCAGAGCUGACGUCCUCCGCUCACCCACAUCUGGUGGUUCUCCUGGUCUAUCUCCCCCUACAAUUCCAGUUCAAGGUAUUGGAAGUAUGCAGCCUGGUCAAGUGCCUUUGCGCCAACCUUUUAACCCUGGGCUUAGACAGCCCACACAACAGUGGAAUCCGGCCAUGCAACAGCAGCAGCAACAAAUGCAGCAGCAGAUGGUCAACAUUCAAAGACCAGGUGUCCCCAUGAACCAACCACCACAACCAGUAGCUCUUCCGCAGCCUCAGCUUGAGCAAGUUUUCCAAGGAAAAUUAACCGGAGUUCCCCGAGUACCACAAAUUCCUCCUCCGCCAACACCGCCUGAUAACAUUGUGACGGAUCAGGACAGACAAGCGGCUGCUGCCUAUGAGCAAUGGUUGACUGGUCAACACCAAGCACUGUCCAACCAGCUGCAGAAUUUGGAGAUGCAAGUCAGCAAGUUUAGAAAGGCUAAAAAGAGUUUAAGCAGUAAGCAAAGACAACUGCGAAAGCAAAAUUUAGAGCUGCCACCAAAUGAUGCGAUAGAGCUGGAUAGAAUAACAAAGGAGCAAGCUGGAAUUCAAAAGCAGCUGGAGCAGAGCAGGAAGCUCAACAAACAGCAUGGAAUGCUUCUACAAGACUAUAAAACCAAAGUGCAGAAGAGGCAACAAGCCACAAUGAUGACCAAUUCGCCAUCACCAUCAUCCAUGGGAGUGCAUCACUCCCCUCUUGGUCCACCAACACACAGCAUGCCUUCUUCUGCGUCUCCUGCCCUCUCAACCUCACCAGCAAUAUCAGCUAUGCAGCAGCAGUCGCCUCUUCACUCUCCCAUACCGCAUUCACCGGGACCAAAUAUCGUCGCUCAGAGUCCAGGAAAUGUAGCUCAAAUGUCCCCUCGGAGUUUGCAGCCGUCACCUCGUCUAGGCACUCCACACUCGCAGGGUGAGGAGAAUCAAUUCAUUUCAAGCCCAGGUGGUCCCAUGCAAAGUCCCCAAACUCCUGUACAAAGACUGACUUCGCCGCAAGGUCAAAUGGGUCAAAUGAGGAUGGCCAGUCCUCAGCAAGCAAUGCCACAGGCGAUGGGCCGGCCAAUGGUUCAAGGCCAGUUUCCAGUACAAAAUCAACAGUACAACGAACACAUGAGAGCCAUGAUGAAUCAAAGAUUCGUGAGACCUGAUAUGCAGCAACAAGUCAAUCAAGGUGGAGUUCAAAUGCAAAUGGGACAAGCGCCACGGCCUCGAAUGGUUGCAAUGCAAAACAUGAACCAAAUGUACAUGCAGCAGCAGCAACAACAACAACAUCAGCAGCAGCAGCAACAACAACAACAACAGCAGCAGCCACAACAGAUGCAAAAUCAAAACUUCCAGCAAAUGCCAAUGCAACAGGCGCAGCAGCAGCAGCGAAUUGCUGCAUACCAGCAGUCACCUAUUGGCAGUCCCCAACAACAAAGAAACAUGCAGUACCCUGUCUCACCAAUGGGUAGUCCACAGACCCAGGGUCAGCAGACGCAGCAGAUGCGUGUCCAAAGCAACAUGCCCUAUCCUGCUUCGCCACUGGGCAGUCCGCAGCCAAUGAGGGUAAAUCCAAACAUGCCUUAUCCUCAGUCGCCACUGGGCAGUCCACAGCAAGCAAUGCGAGUGAUGCAGUCACCCCUUGGCUCUCCACAGCCCAACAUGAUGAUGCAGCCAAAUGCAUCGCCAAUGAGAAGACCAUCGGGCAGCAGUGGGCCAAGUCCAUUACCUCCUGAAAGACCUCUCAGCACUGAAAACCCACUUACUCCAAGAACACCCAACACACCAUACCAAGAUAUGCAGCAUGACAAUCAAGGUGGCGGCGGUGGAGUCGGAAAUAACAUCAUGCCCCUGCCAAGAGGUGGUGGAGGAUUUGACCGUUCCGUAAUUCCCAUUCCUCCUGGUUUGAGACACAUUAGGUAUCGUAAAUUGGGGCUAAGGGGUGGAGCUCCAAUGUGGAUGGAAAACGGCGGUGGAUUGGGAGGAAAAAAUCCUCCCUCAUCCCAGCAGCAAAGCAACAACCCAGCAGCAAGCUCAAGUAGCCAAAAUGAAUCUGCAGACAGCGACAUUGAGGCGGCUGUUUUGUCCAACAUGAAAGACAUCACUGUCGUGGUAGUUGGUUCUAGUCCCGCUUCAUCUGUUGACGACGUGGAGCAAAGUUUGGCUUCUCUGGAGGAGAAUAUUGGACCUCACAUUGAGGAGGAGGCUUUGAUAAGAAAAACUGAAGAUGCUGUUGAUGAGGACAAAUUCGAAGAGGCUCUGGACAAGCUUGAGAAUGAGGUGGACAUGAAAGAGCAGGAGGACUUGCUUGACGAGCAUGUAGAAAAAACAACCAGCAUGGAGAGACCUUCUCUUGUUGCUCACAGUGCCACAGACACACCUGCCUCUCCUGAUCCGGAAAAUCUCGGCUCACCGGACCCCGAGUUGAUGGCUGAAGCAGAUGCUCAGGUGGAGGAACAAAUAAAUGAUGACAAAGCUGUUCCAAUGGAAACCGAACCACCUCCACCGUCACCACCAAAACCGCCUGAACUCAAAGUGGAACCAACUCCACCCUUGCAGUAUCCAACUGUGACCAGAAUGCCGCAAAUUUCUUUUGAAACUCCUAUUGAGCCCAGAGAGGAAGAGGUUCUAAAAACGCCAACUGAAACUAAAGUGGCAGAGCUGGAAAUAAAAAAGGAGUCUGAAAUUGUCAAACCACCUGAGGCACCGUCAAUUUUGCAGCAGUUGGUAGAAAAGAAGGAGGAAGACGCAACAGAAAAAGCUGCAGCCGCCCCAGCAAUGGAACCGAUGCGGAAAAUGGGAGAGAUGAGGCAGAACGUUCUUUUGAAGCAGUUGCUGCAGAACUCGGCGUGUUCCACACCUCAGUCUUCUGCUUCCGUGACGGUCCCUUCACUCGAGGCCCAGCUGGCUAGGCCUGUUCCUCCAACGCACUCUCGGCUCAUUCCACCCUUGCUGAAUGAAAAUUUACCCACCAGACCGCAAAUGCUGCGACUUCCAGGUGUGCAACAGACAAACCUGAUCAGACCUUCUCAACAGCAGAGGCUCGAUUUCAUCAUGAAAAAGGACCUGAUGCCGCACAUACCAGCUCAGCCGCAGACGGCGCCUCAGAGGCCAAUGCUGGUGCAGCAAAAUCAACAGCUGAACCUGCAACUCCAGCAGAGCACCUCUCCAAGUCCUGGUGGGGCACAACCUGGGCAGCCGACACCUCCUCCGCAGCCUCAGACACCAACUCCUCCACCUCAACCGGCCAAAACUCCUCCUCAACCUCAGCCUGUUGCAACACCUCCUAAGCCACCAACCCCUCAGCCGGUGCUUCAACAACAACCACCCACGCCACAGCAGCAGCACCUGCAACAAACUCAGGCUAUUCAACAAAUUCUGCAGUCACAAAUGAUCAAAAAAGAAGUGAUUGAUCCUCCGAAGCAGCAACCCCCGCCUGCAGCCACCCCACCUGCUCAGACAGAAACCCCCACUCUGCAGCAGCAAGCACCAAAUCUCCUUCGGCACAUCCAACAGGCCAUGCCUUCGAAGGCGUCGCCUCCAACUUCAGCUCCUCCAUCGCAACCUCCAACUCCUCAACCCUCUGAACAGUUAACCCAACUAAACCUGCAGCCUGUGCCUCAAAUAGAAGUUAAGAAGGAGGUUGAGGAGUCGAGCGUGACGCCUCAGUCGUCAAGAGAAAACACAAUGGACAUUGACCAAAACUCGUGUGACACUAUCAUCCAGCCAUCAGAAACCUCGGCUGCUGAUUUGAAAAAAUUGAAACGACGUCAGUACCAACAGAAACGGCGGCAAAGUGCUGGAAAGGAAGGCGGACCAACGCCCAAGAAGCGCUCCAGGAAAUUGAGCUCCACCUCUCAGGGAAGCUCCAAGAUUGAGGAGGAUUAUGACAGCUUCAUAGAGCACCUGAUGCCGCAGUUGCGGCAACUCCCAAACCUGAAUGUGCUUGAGCCAGAGCUGGGACGAAAUUUUGCUGUGUGCCCUGUAUUUGGCUCUGGGGACCUUGCGAAACUGGGACUCGUCCCUCCGACGUCACCCUUGCUGGGCAACAUGGCGCCUGCCUCGCCAAUCAAGUACGGAGAUCUGGUUGGACAGUACGGAAAAGCGACUUUGCCAAAUGUGACUGAUUUUUACCACACCAAGCCCUUUGGUGACCUAACCCCCAUCCCUCCGGUGCCUCCGACAUCCUCCCAACGUGGUUUUUACGACCAAGAGUUUGCCCCUUUGAAGUUGGAGAGUGAGGAUGCUAAUCGGGACAGAGAAGACUCGCCUGACACGGUGGUCAGUUCGUCGUCACCAGAGUGUUUCAUGCUCGAGACGCCACACCGAUUCCCAGGUCUCAGAUUGAUUAAGGAGGACGACAGCGACACCGAAGACAAAGAGGCGCUUCGAAGAGCUUCACCUGUCAUUCCUCUGGUGGCGCCCACGCCAGUCAGGGUACGCCCUGGCAUCACCUUCAAAGACCUGCUCGAUUUGGACAAGGAAAAUUUGGGUGGUGCUUCUGGCUUGGUGAUGCGGAAUCGCUGGGGCAGUUCGCCCACCAUGCCACUCAGAGAGACUGGAAACAUCACGGUCACACUCACUCUGAGCUCAACGGCGGCCAGGGACGUCGAGGGAGCGCUCUCAGGACUGGCUCGUUUGCUUCGCCUGCCAACUCCUCUGCAGUUCAGCGUUGCUGACACCACAACGCAGCCUGACUACAAACUUGGCGUUUAUAGAACCAGAGGCAGAGAUGGCAAAGAAGGAGCGGCCAUAGACAUACAGAGCAUACUGAAUGGCGCCCACAAGUUCUGUCGGCACUGCGAGAUCUGCGUGCUGAACAACUACAUCCGCAAGAGCUUGUCCGAUCUGCCACCGUUACCUCCGUCUGACGAAUCUGUCAUUGAUGACGACCUGUACUUCUGCUCUGAAAACUGCUUCGUCCAGUUUGCCUGCACCCACGGCAUGCAGAGUGUGGUGGAAAAAGAGGCGGCCGCAACUGUUUCACACCACGGAAUGCAGAAAAAGCUGCCUGACAAAAAGGCCGUGGAGGUUAAGAAGAACGGCCAUGUCAAAGAGGAACCCAUGGAAGUUGACGCCGCUCCCCCUCCACCUCCAAGUCUGAAGGGCGUUCGCUUUAAGACGUGGACUCCUGGUCUUCAGCCACCCAACAAGUUCAAAAAACCAACCGACCGUGAACUGACGGACUUGCUUUUCCGCUCAGGGAUCACUUUGAUGCCCCAAAAGUUGCCAGACGACUCUCGUCAGUGCAUGUUCUGCCACCAGCUCGGAGACGGUCCUGCUGACGGCACUGGCCGGUUACUCAACUACGACGUGGACAAGUGGGUCCAUCUGAACUGUGCUUUGUGGUCCUAUGACGUGUACGAGACUGAGAACGGCGCCUUAAUGAACGUUGAGCAGGCCCUUCAGCAGAGUCUGGGUCAAAACUGCUCCGUCUGCAGCAAACCAGGCGCCACCAUCAAGUGCUUCAAAACCCGAUGCGGCUCCAUCUACCACCUGGGGUGUGCAGUCAAGGACGACUGUUUCUUUUAUAAAAACAAAACCGUUUACUGCUCGGCCCACAUUCCCAAAAACGAGAAAGAAUCGGAACUGACGACCCUGGCUGUUUUCCGCAGGGUCUACGUCAACAGAGAUGAGAAUCGCCAAGUGGCCGCUGUGAUGCACCAUUCGGACCAGAGCCACCUACUCAGGGUCGGGUCGUUGAUAUUCCUCAACGUGGGCCAACUUUUGCCCCACCAGCUUCCAAAUUUCCACACCCAGAAUUACAUUUACCCUAUUGGAUACAAAAUCGCCAGAAUUUACUGGAGCAUGCGAACCUUCAACAAACGGUGCCGGUACAUCUGUUCCAUUCAUGAUAACGCCGGCCGCCCUGAGUUCAGGGUCUUGGUGCAGGAGUUGAACCACCCUGAUCUAGAACUGAAAGGGACAACAGCCAGGCAGGUCUGGCUUCAAAUUUUUGAAUCGAUGACAGCCGUGCGAAGGUCAUCUGGCGGCGUUCAGGUCUUCCCGAAGUUCAUAUCAGGAGAGGACCUUUUUGGUCUGACCGAGCCGGCCAUCAUCAGGGUGUUAGAGUCUCUGCCCGGAAUCGAGACGCUAGUCGACUACAAGUUCAAGUACGGCCGGAACCCGCUGCUCGAAUUGCCCCUCGCCGUCAACCCGACAGGGUGCGCCAGGUCGGAGCCAAAACUGCGAACCCACUUUAAGCGGCCGCACACUCAGAGGACUGGAUCAGGAUCCAUCAGACCGGCACUCGUUCCUGCGGCGACGCCCGUGGGUGAGGCCACCUGUCCAUACUCGAAGCAAUUUGUGCACUCCAAGAGCUCGCAGUACAAGAAGAUGAAGCUUGAGUGGCGAAACAACGUCUACCUCGCAAGAUCCAAAAUCCAAGGUCUUGGCUUGUACGCCGCAAGAGAUCUCGAGCGUCACACUAUGGUUAUAGAGUACAUAGGGGAAAUCAUCAGAACCGAACUUGCCGAGGCAAGAGAAAAGCAGUAUGAAGAAAAGAACCGAGGAAUUUACAUGUUCCGACUGGACGAGGAAAGGGUCAUUGAUGCAACCUUGAGUGGAGGAUUAGCACGAUACAUCAACCACUCGUGCAACCCCAACUGCGUGGCUGAGACAGUCGAGGUGGAUAGAGACUUCAGAAUCAUCAUUUUCGCUAAGCGGAAGAUUAAUAGAGGAGAAGAGUUGGCGUACGACUACAAAUUUGACAUUGAAGAUGAUCAGCACAAGAUACCAUGCUUGUGCGGGGCGCCUAACUGCAAGAAGUGGAUGAACUGAGGUUUCGAGUGCUGCAUACCAACUGCCUUCAUUUUGUCUGUCUUGUUUCUCUAUCAAGUGCAUAAAAUUGUUUUCAACUUUUAUUCCCAAUGGAAGACCAAUGUGAAGCCUUUUAGCUUUUAGAGACAAUGCGAUAUAAAAUCGAUGUGUUGGAAAUAUUUAAUUUUUCGUGCAUACACGGAAGACGAGUACACAAAACUCAAUUAUACACAAUAUAAAUACGACAUAUAUAUAUUUAUUAUUACUGAUCACCAGAGAGUCUGGCCAUAUUUUUUGUUGUUUUUUUAAUGAAUAUUGCGAUGACCGUGUGUAGUUGCUGAAAGUGAUGUGAAAUCUUGAUGUAUAAAUGAGAUGGAACCUGUUUAAAUUUCUGUUUUAAUAAAUAUGAGACUAAACUAUUAAA